AUGUUUUCAACCGAGCUGCAUGCCGUCAAAGUGGACUCUUUGCGUGCGCGCUUACCCCUUGCCUUUAUCGAUGAGGAUCAGUGGUACACAAUCUGGUUUGACGUCACAGAGUUGAUGAACUACUGCUUCCAUGAGCAGCUCACCCGCAUCACGGCCAUCAAGAUUGAGCAAGGUGCUCGCUUGCGACGCGUCCUCUCUUUGGGUGGAAGUCGCCACCUGCCUGCCAAAUGGGCAUUGCCCGCCACGUUGAAUGCAAACGAGGUCAAAAUCAACGCCUUGGUUCUGGCUGAUCUCGAGGCUGCUCGGGCCAGCGCAACCGGACUAGAUCUGACAACCUCCAUGCUGAUGGAUCGGUCAGACGGGACCAUCAUCGCUGGCCGUCUGCCUGCACCGCCAUCCAGUGGCUCAAAUUCCCGACCUGCACGCUCUCCGCGACGUGGUCGCAUGGUGCGGAGUGGGGACAAAGCCGGCCGUCCUGUGCGUGACUCAGUAAAGUGGCCUGUGCAUGAAACGGCAACAUCAGGCGUCAAGCCUUCUGGGCAGGAACAAAGAGGAGCAAACGAUGGCAUGGAGCGCGGUGACUCCCGGCACGUGAACUCGCAUAUUGUAGCGCGGGCACCCGAGUCACGCCCAGCCUCUGAUACUCCGCCAACGGACUCAAGCGCAGCAUCACAGGGUGUUCUCGUCGGUGCGGCCAUGAGUGCUGCGGCCGGGGCCGUGAACGAGGACGAGGAGGACGAGGAGGGGCAGCGGCCCACGUUUACCUCCUCGAGCUUAUUAGCUUCGCGAGCACCCUCUGAUGCAGCUACGUCUUUGUUGGAGGACCUGGUGCGACAGGGCCUUCAGGUGGAAACAGGUCCUGGCCUACUGGAUCUGUCCGGCUUCAAAGUGGCUGAGGAGGACUUUUUGGUGGACGACACGUGGCGGUAUGAGGACGAUGAUGAGGAUAAAUCAAGAAAGGAGCAUGGGGUGGCGGAUGUCCAGAGAGAUGAUCUGGAUAGCGACGAGGAUCUCCCAUUGGCAUCAAGGCCAAUGCACCGCUCAAGCCAUGACACAAUUUCUUUGGACGAUGGUGAUGGCAACGGCGGAGAGGCUUUGAGUGCUGGCUUGAGGCGUGGACUGAAGCAACCAAGUAGUAGCCGCGGCAGCACGACAAUGUCCACGAGCGGAGAAGGGCAUGCCCUCACGCCCAGGCCAACCGGCUUGCAGCGACGCGAAAGUGACGUCGCCAGUACGCGGUCCAGUGUGACGGUUGCGGCACAGGCGCGCUUGUCCCUCGCCAACGUACAUGGCGGAGAGGAUGACGUUGUGCUCCGACGUCAGGACAACAUUGGAACGCCAAACCCGGGGCAUUUGCAUGCCACGGACUUGAUGUGGGAGGAUGAUUGGGAUACGCGGUGGUCGCCGGAGCCGUCUCAUCUGGAUUCAAGUGAUUCCGAGGACGAGGACCAGGCCAGCAGCCUCUUUGACUCCGACAUGCGCCGCCGUGCAGGCUCGCUGUCCGAGCUGGAGUCGUCUUUUUCCUCUGUUGGCCGCUCCAUCUCGCGGACCGCGGAUGCAUCGUUGCGCGAAGUCAUCUAUGAUCCGGGCUUGAAUUGCUACUAUGACCCAGCUACCAACCAGUACUUUCAACUGGCCUAAGGACCUUGACCAGCAGUGUGUGUGUGUGUGUGUGUGUGUGUGUGUGUGUGUGUGUGUGUGUGUGUGUGUGUGUGUGUGUGUGUGUGUGUGUGUGUGAGAUGAAAUUUUGACUGAUAUUGGCAGCGAGUGGCUGGUGUCGGUGCUGAUUGGGCGCUAUUUGCGUGCGUGAGGACUCUUUCUAAGUGAGCUUUAGU
This is a messenger RNA of Monosiga brevicollis MX1, 1835 nucleotides long. RefSeq lists its product as uncharacterized. NCBI's taxonomy places the organism in Eukaryota, Choanoflagellata, Craspedida, Salpingoecidae. The transcript is spliced from 10 exons. The record is from RefSeq and is a predicted model, not a curated record. Bases 1 to 1641 code for a protein of 546 amino acids.